GGGCAGCACUCAGUAGCAAGUUACGCCACGGAGUGUGUCCGUCGCAUCCUCCAUCGUAAACAAUUCCAUGUGACUAAAGAUGACAAGUGAUAGGUGAAGUGAAAGUGGCAAAAUGUUCAAGCUUUUGGGAGGUUUGAAGGACUAUCUCAAGUACCAGGAUGUCAUCGUCGACAGUGCCGUUUUUCGGAUGCACAAUUUGUUUACGACGGCGUUGCUGAUGGCCUGCAGUUUGAUCAUAACGGCCUCGCAAUAUGUAGGAAAUCCUAUACAGUGUAUCGUUGAUGGACUCCCGGGGCACGUCGUCAACACCUUCUGCUGGAUAUCCUCCACGUUUACGAUGCCUGAUGCUUUCAAACGACAGGUCGGUCGAGAAGUUGCCCAUCCUGGUGUUGCUAACGACUUCGGCGCCGAAGACGCUAAGAAAUACUACACCUACUACCAAUGGGUCUGCUUCGUCUUGUUCUUCCAGGCUUUGGCUUGCUACGUGCCCAAAGUCUUGUGGGAUGUCUUCGAAGGGGGCCUCAUGAAAACGCUGAGUAUGAGACUGAAAUUCGGGAUUUGUCACGAAGAUGAGAAAAAUGCCAAGAAGGAGGUCAUUUUUGACUACCUCCUAACACAUGUUAGAUGUCACAACCUGUACGCCCUGCGGUACUUCGCCUGCGAGUGCCUUUGCCUCAUCAACGUCGUCGUCCAACUGUACCUCAUGAACAAGUUCUUCGACGGAGAAUUCCUCUCCUACGGCUGGCGCGUCAUGAAUUUCUCCGAACAAGCGCAAGAGGACCGCAUGGACCCCAUGGUCUACGUCUUUCCCCGAGUCACCAAAUGCAUCUUCCACAAAUACGGAGCCUCCGGUUCAAUCCAAAAACACGACAGUUUGUGCAUCCUCCCCCUCAACAUUGUCAACGAAAAAACCUACAUUUUUAUCUGGUUUUGGUUCAUGAUUCUGGCUAGCAUGCUAACGGUGCUGGUUUUGUACAGAAUUGCUAUCGUGGCCUCGCCUAGGAUCAGGCCCAGGUUGCUCAACGCCAGGCAUAGGGCGAUACCUAUCGAGGUGUGUAGGUCGCUGUGUCGGAAAAUCGAGCUCGGCGAUUGGUGGGUUUUGAUGCUCCUGGGCCGGAAUAUGGAUCCCAUGAUUUACAGAGAGAUUAUAUGCGAAUUGACCAAGAGAAUAGAGACGAGACACCAGAAUUGAAGAAAUUCGAUUUUAGAACAAUACUCAGAGACUUUUAUUUAUUUUUGUCAGUUUUGGGCCGGUCGAAACUAAAUUUUUACACUUGCAGGCCUUAAAAUCGGUCAAGAUAAUUCUGUGAUUUCACCGACUGGCAAUUUCAAAUCGACGACAUAUCAGUUUUUGUAAAUUUAUACAAUUUUAUAAGAGCACAGUUUAGGUUAAGGUUAUUUUAGACGAUUUUACUUUUAUCUUUAUUAUUGUAUAAAUAAACGAAAGGAAGACAA
Molecule: messenger RNA, 1455 nt
Organism: Tribolium madens (black flour beetle)
Lineage: Eukaryota; Metazoa; Arthropoda; Insecta; Coleoptera; Tenebrionidae
Gene: ogre
Product: innexin inx1
Exons: 4
Coding region: 113-1192 (359 amino acids)
Cellular component (GO): gap junction; plasma membrane
Molecular function (GO): gap junction channel activity
Source: RefSeq, a predicted model, not a curated record